UUCCGUUCUCCUUCACCCUCCUUUGUUUAUCGCAAAUUUUAAUUUUUAACUGAAAAAUGGCUAAGCGUUUGACGCCAUUGUUGAACAGAGUUUUGGUGGAGAAGAUUGUUCCUCCUGCAAAGACUCACGCCGGCAUUUUACUCCCCGAGACCAGCAACAAGCUUAAUUCUGGAAAAGUUCUUGCUGUUGGACCUGGCCUUCGCGACAAGUCUGUGAAUCAUGUUCCUGUUGCUGUCAAAGAAGGGGAUAAUGUACUCCUGCGUGAAUAUGAAGGAACUACAGUGAAGCAUGGUGAAAAAGAGUUUUCACAACUCCAAGGGAGGGGCCCUUCACCAAAGAGGAGUUGGAUGAAGUUCGAGACAAGUGGGCUACUUACUUCAACGAUUGUGAAUUACCCUCAGUGUAAUAAUUAGAGCAGGCUUGUAGUUAUUCGUGACUCUUACAUUAUUUUGUUAUUUAUCGAUUUAAUUAAUUACAUUUGAAUUAAUUCGGAAAUAUUAUUGGAAAUUUGAAAUUUAUCAUUUUUGAGGUGAAACAGUAUUCUAUAAAUUAUAAUGCAGAAUUUUAUAUUGCGAAAUAUCA
Molecule: messenger RNA, 582 nt
Organism: Spinacia oleracea (spinach)
Lineage: Eukaryota; Viridiplantae; Streptophyta; Magnoliopsida; Caryophyllales; Amaranthaceae
Product: 10 kDa chaperonin, mitochondrial-like
Exons: 3
Coding region: 57-413 (118 amino acids)
Cellular component (GO): mitochondrion
Molecular function (GO): protein folding chaperone; protein-folding chaperone binding; metal ion binding
Source: RefSeq, a predicted model, not a curated record